Messenger RNA from Cryptomeria japonica (Japanese cedar), 1200 nucleotides. RefSeq names its product 7-deoxyloganetin glucosyltransferase. The record is from RefSeq and is a predicted model, not a curated record. Bases 149 to 1027 code for a protein of 292 amino acids. The transcript has 2 exons. NCBI's taxonomy places the organism in Eukaryota, Viridiplantae, Streptophyta, Pinopsida, Cupressales, Cupressaceae. Gene Ontology annotation, molecular function: UDP-glycosyltransferase activity.
AGUGUACUUUUGGACAGCCAGUGCUUGCGGCUUCAAUAUUUACUUCUCUGUGCCUCUUCUCAGGGAGAAGGGAUACAUUCCUCUCUAAGAUAAGAGUUAUCUGACAAAUGGAUAUCUGGAAGAAGAAGAGAUAUGUUUCAUUCCUGGGAUGCCCUCCCUGCAUAUGAUAGAUGUGCCUAGUUUCUACCAUGAUGAUAACAACUACUUGUCUGAAUUUUUAGAAACCCAAUGCCAGGCUGCUCUCUUAGCUGAUUUCAUGGUAAUUAAUACAUUUGAUGAGCUAGAGGGGCCAAUAAUAGAGACACUACAAGCCAGGCUUCCUGUGUACAGCAUAGGUCCUCUGUUACUUUGUGCAGCAGAAGAAAUGAAUGGAUUAUCCAAUAUGAUUUCUGCCACUAUAUUUACUGAAGAAACAAGCUGUGUGAAAUGGCUGGAUGAUCAGGAUGCCCAUUCUGUUCUUUAUGUAAGCUUUGGAAGCAUAACAGUGAUCUCUGAAAGAGAGCUCGUGGAGUUUGCAUGGGGUUUAGAGGCAAGCAAGCAGCCCUUUCUGUGGGCUAUUCGUCCAGACCUCAUUCAUGGAGCUUCUACUGUGCUACCUGUGGAGUUUGUAGACAAAGUGAAGGGAAGAGGUUUUUUUGUGAGUUGGGCGCCUCAAAUAAAAGUGCUCUCCCAUCCUUCUGUGAGUGGUUUUUUAACUCACAGUGGAUGGAACUCCACGAUAGAAAGCAUUUGUGCAGGUGUGCCCAUGAUUUCAUGGCCCUUCUAUGCAGAGCAACAUAUUAAUAGGACUUAUGUGAGUCAGGUUUGGAAAAUUGGGAUUUCAAUGAAUGCUGAUGUGGGAAGAGGAGAGGUGGAAGAAAGGGUGAGAAGAUUGAUGAAAGGGAAGGAAGGGGAAGAAAUGAGGAGGAGGGCUGGUGAGUUGAGAGAUGCUUCCAUUAAGGCAUUCAAGAAAGGAGGAUCUUCUUACAGUAAUUUGGAGAAGAUUUUAGCGGAGAUAGAAGGUACACUCUUCCCUCUCCCAGCGUAGACUGGUAAGUCACAAGUUCAACAAAAUCUUGAAGGAUCGGAAGAGAGCAUUUUGAUUUUAUUUAUGUCUUGUGUACUAUAAUAAACCUCCAAAAAGUACUUCCUAUGUUUCUUUGCAGUAGACCAUCUCAUUAUGGGGUUGUAUGGUCUCUCUCGUCAUCUUUUAUACGUAAA